ACGUAGCCCGGAAGUGCUAGUGUGUCACACUGAAAGCGCCCCCGGCGGACUCUUCAAUGGAGUGUCUGUGAGCUGAAAGUUCGAAGCAAGAAAACAAACCCUACAUUUAAAUUCAUGUAUCUACAAGCAAAGUCCACAUUUAAGCACUGCAGCAGGAAGGAUGUCAGAUGUUGUGAACCAGUCCUGUCUGACGGGAGCAGAAGACACCAUCUCCUUCCUGGUGUGUGUCCUUCAUGUGUGUGAAGAGUGGGCGGGUCUAGGCCAGGUGGAGGACUACCUGAGUGUGUUGGAGUAUCUGUUGUGGGUCUUCACCCCUCUGGCAGUGGUCUUCAUCCUGCCCUUCCUCAUCGUCAUCCUCCUCUACCUCUCCAUACUCUUCCUUCACGUCUACAAGAGGAAGAACCAGCUGCGGGAGGCCUACUGCAACAACCUGUGGGACGGAGCGAGGAAGACUCUGGCCACCCUGUGGGACGGACACGGAGCGAUAUGGCACGGCUACGAGAUCCACGGCAUGGAGAAGAUCCCGGCCCAAGGAGCGGCACUGAUCGUGUACUACCACGGAGCCAUCCCCAUAGACUACUACUACUUCCUGGCCAACGUCAUCAUCCAGAAAGGACGCACCUGUCACUCUGUGGCCGACCACUUCCUCUUCAAGAUACCAGGUCUGAAGUUGCUGCUGGAGGUGUUCAGUGUGAUGCACGGCCCCCAGGAGGAGUGUGUGCAGGCCCUGAGGAGUGGCCACCUGCUGGGCAUCUCACCAGGAGGGGUGAGGGAGGCUCUGUUCAGUGAUGAGACUUACCCUCUUCUCUGGGGCAAACGCAGCGGCUUUGCCCAGGUGGCCAUCGACUCCCAGGUGACCAUCAUUCCCAUGUUUACACAAAACCUGCGAGAAGGCUUUAGGUCUCUGGGCACACUCAGAUUCUUCCGCUGGUUGUACGAGAGGUUUCGUCUUCCUGUAGCUCCCGUCUACGGUGGAUUUCCAGUGAAGUUCCGGACAUUCCUUGGCGAUCCGAUCCCGUAUGACCCGGACAUAACUGCAAAUGAGCUGGCAGAAAAAGUGAAACAGUCCGUCCAGGGUCUGAUAGACAAGCACCAGCAGAUCCCAGGCAACAUCCUGAGAGCUCUUCUGGAGAGGUUCCACAGCAAGUACAAAGACAAGUAACUCCUUCCUAGUCUUGGUGGGAAAUGAAGGAGCAGACUGUUCAGUGCCUGGAGGUGAAGCACAAGACCUGCUGGGGACUUGGAAGUCCUCAAUUUAAAGCACCGGUGUCAAACUCAAGGCCCGUCACUUCAUUUAAUGUGGUCUAUCACUUCAUUUGAUGUGGUCUGCCACAUCAUUUAAUGUGGCCCGUCACAUCAUUUAAGGUGAUCUUCCACAUCAUUUAAUGUGGCCCGUCACAUCAUUUAAGGUGAUCUGCCAUAUCAUUUAAUGUGGUCUGCCACUCAUUUAACUUGGCCUUCCACGUCAUUUAAUGUGGCCUGCCACUUUAUUUAAUGAACGUGGUCUGUCACAUCAAGUCUGCCACUCAUUUAUAAUGGCCUCUCACCUCAUUUAAUGUGGCCCGUCACAUUAUUUAAUGUGGUCUGCCACAUCAUUUAAAGUGGCCUGCCACUCCAAAUUAAUAUGGCCCGCCACAUCAUUUAAUGUGGUCUGCCACAUCAUUUAAUGUGGCCUGCCACAUCAUUUAUUUGGCCUGCCACAUCAUUUAACAUGUCCUGCCACCUCAUUUAAUGAGGCCUGCCACUUCAUUUAAUGUGGU
This is a messenger RNA of Nerophis lumbriciformis (worm pipefish), 1760 nucleotides long. The record is from RefSeq and is a predicted model, not a curated record. Lineage: Eukaryota; Metazoa; Chordata; Actinopteri; Syngnathiformes; Syngnathidae.